AUGAGCCAACAACAGCCCCGGAAACCCGCCUGCUGUGAUCAGCUGGAGGAGCCGAUCAAGUACGGUGACGUUUUCCCUCAUGUUGAGGGCGACCUGGCUAACAAACCGGUGACGCCGGAGGAUGCUGCGGCUCUUCAGGCCGCAGAGACUGUCCUACUCGGGAAGACGCUGCAUGGCGGUGCUGCUGCCACGAUACAAUCUGCUGCCGCAAAAAAUGAGAGGGCUGGCCUUGUUGGUCGCGGCAAAGAUGUUGGUGAUCAAAUCGUUGCUGAAGACGUAAUCACGAACACAGAUUUAGUUGGUGCACAGGAGGUUGUGACGGAACAUAGAGAGAGGGUUCCUAUUGGACCAUUGUCGACAUUGAAUCCUCACGAAGAGGGAGGAGGAGGAAUAACGAUCGGCGAAGCAUUGGAAGCAACCGCUUUAACAGUGGGGGAGAAGAUAGUGGAAUGGAGUGAUGCCGCUGCAAUCCAGGCGGCAGAGGUGCGAGCAACUGGGCGAAUGAAUAUAGCUCCGGGAGGCAUUGCUGCCACUGCACAGUCGGCCGCAACUAUGAAUGCUCGAGUAACACAAGAUGAGGACAAGACCAAACUUGCUGACGUUCUGAAGGAUGCUCGAACAAAGUUGUCGGCGGAUAAACCAGCAACUCGACGGGACGCAGAGGGGGUGACCGGAGCUGAGAUGCGAAAUGACCCUUAUCUCACUACACAUCCCACCGGUGUUGCCGCCUCCAUUGCCGCCGCCGCGAGGCUCAACCAAAGCAACUACAGCAAUAAGUAGGAUCAAUUCGUUUUGUUUUAUGUGUAUAUAUAAAUCUGUUUUUGAUCCUUCCUUUUCCCUUCCAAAACAGUGAGUUGGAUGUUUUUCCUCUUAAUUAAUCACUAUUUUAUUUUAUUUACUACUAUUGGUGUUUGGAUGUUUGAUUAAUUUUAAUUCUACGUUCUAAAUUUAUGUUGUAA
Cucumis sativus (cucumber) is the source of this 959-nucleotide messenger RNA. RefSeq names its product late embryogenesis abundant protein D-34. The transcript is spliced from 3 exons. The coding region runs from base 1 to 780 and encodes 259 amino acids. Lineage: Eukaryota; Viridiplantae; Streptophyta; Magnoliopsida; Cucurbitales; Cucurbitaceae. The record is from RefSeq and is a predicted model, not a curated record.